GCGUGCACGCCUCAACACUAAUAAUAUCGACCUUGCCCGCAUCAGUUCCACUCACGUCAGGGCUCAGUUGCUUUCUUAGCCGUCUUCGCGGUUGAGAUGCAUUGAGUCGUCGCUCGUUGGUCUGACCGUCAUGGAUCACCAUAGCACCUCCCGGCAUCCGCCCGCCCGCCAGCCGCUAGGCGACGCAACCCAAAGACUCAACCAUGCCACUGUCGCCCACAUCAACCGCCGUCACCAGGCCGCCGAUGUUGAAAACCACAUCUUGGCCAAGUCCAAGAACGCCAAUCGUGGCCGCUCGAACCCCGUUGUUACCGUCAACUAUGCUCCCGUUGAGCAACGUACUCACCGCAUUCCAGCGCCGGCGGUGCAAGUUGAACCUGGCCCAGCAAACUCCCGCCUUAAUGUCGUUACGCAGGACCUCCAGGAUGCUUCUUCUGAUGCCCGGCGCGUUUCCCAGUUUUCUAACGUUUCUUCGACCGCGUCUACCACGCGCCAACUCAAAACCCACAUCGGCCCAUGGCAGCUCGGCAAGACGCUGGGCAAGGGAUCAUCAGCACGGGUCCGCCUAGCCCGUCAUCGCGUUUCUCAUCAGCUGGUGGCAAUCAAGAUUGUAGCCAAGAGCACCGCCCAUAUGACCCAAGCGGGCAGUUUAGCCAACCUGGACCAUAUCGACUACAGGAAGCCCGCCAUCGGUGCUGACGGUGGUCUCCGCCGGAUGCCGCUGGCCAUUGAGAGGGAAGUGGCCAUUCUCAAGCUCAUUCGUCACCCCAAUAUCAUCGAGCUCCUUGACAUCUGGGAAAAUCGCUCGGAAAUCUAUCUGGUCACUGAGUACGUCGAGAAGGGGGACCUCUUUGAGUUUAUCAACUGGAAUGGGCCGCUCCAGGAAGAGGAAGCCAUCUUCUACUUCCGCCAAAUAAUGACGGCUCUCGAGUACUGCCACACGUUCAACAUAUGCCAUCGCGACCUUAAGCCCGAGAACAUCCUGCUGAAGGCGAAUGGCCAGAUCAAAAUUGCCGACUUCGGCAUGGCAGCCCUGCAGCAGGACCCCAGCCACCAGCUCCGAACUGCCUGUGGAAGCCCUCACUACGCCGCACCUGAACUGCUCCGUCACCAAUUCUACAAGGGUUCGGCUGUGGAUAUCUGGAGCAUGGGCGUAAUCCUAUUCGCGAUGUUGGCUGGGCGCCUCCCAUUCGACGACGAUGACAUGGCCGUCAUGUUGACGAAGGCUAAACGUGCAGACUACAAAAUGCCGCUGCACCUGACGCGGGAGGCGAAGGACCUCAUCCGGAGGAUCCUAGUGGACCAACCCGCGCACCGCAUUACGAUGAAGCAAAUGUGGCGACACGCACUCAUCAAAAAGUACGACUAUCUUGACCAAUACCAGAAAUGGGAUGGGCAGUCUCAAAAUGCCCUGCGCAGCAUGGGUACCGCGCCAACUCCGGAAGAAAUCGAUAUUCAGAUCUUGCGCCAGCUGAAAUCUCUCUGGCACACGUACUCGGAAUCCGCUCUCCAAGAGAAGCUUCGUCAAGAAAAGCCAAAUGAUCAGAAGCUUUUCUACUGGCUGCUUUACAAUCAUCGGGAGGCUCAGCUAGAGAAUUACAACAACAACGUGCCGAUCUCAAAGAGCGAUUUCCAUCACCUCAAGCCACCCAACUGGGGCAAGCGCAUCUCGACUUGUCAGUUCAUGAAGCCUGGCCGCAAUGGGCAUACCCGGACCGUGUCCCGGUUCACGGUGAUCUCCAACGUUGCGGACGUUGAUGAUGUCGGCACCGUCCGGAGCUACGACCCCUACAAUGCAUCCCGUGUCUUGCAGCCAUGCGGCUCGCAGGUGAGCCACGCCAAGAUCAUCAUUCACCGGAACACCCCGGUUCCGGGCGUUGGACCAUCUCCGACCAGCGUUUCUCAUUCGUACCGUUCAUACCGGUCGGUCAAUGGCUCCUUCCGUCAGCGGGCGGGAACUAGCUCACGGCGUACGAGCACCACCGGCCAGCUGAGAUCGCCUCAAACCUCAGUCAGCUCCAUCCGCAGUCAACAAAGCAACCCUCGCGUCCGUGCGAACAACCGAUCCAAGCGCUCCGUCGACUUUUCGAGCGUCCGCAAUAAGGGUAACCACCAUCGCCGGAACCGCCAUGCGUCACUGGCAGCUCCAGCUAGCACUGCUGGCGAUAACACCACAUACGACCGUGACACACUCUCGCCUUCCAGCCAGACCAUUGACUUGGAUGCUCAUCAAGUCGUAACUGCUCGGUCGAUGAUGGAUAUCGGUGACACAACGGACGAUACCUUCAUCUGGACCGAGGAGUUGGAGCAGCUCGGGCACCGUAUCGCUCGUGAUUGUGACGAGGCUUUCCGGAGCUCCCUUAUCACGUCGGAGUCUGGCGAAGUCGGGGCUGAUUCUCGCGAAGCAAGCCCGUUCAUGCUCUCCCUGGGGACACUGCCGGUGGUACAGGAACGUCCGGCUUCCGCGUCGGGUGGCCGCCCCUGGGACAACAGACCCCUGCCACCUGUCCCGUCUCAGACCACCAUCUCGCCUCUAUCGAUCCGCAAGUGCAGUCUGACUACUGAAUCUUCCUCUUUGCCGGCGAAACCGCACGGAUCCCACUCAAGGUUGGAGGUCCCGGCCCCUGAACGCCGGGUUGUUUCCGAGCCUGUGUAUGAUCGACGGGGUAAGGAUACGAGGCCAUUGCCCUCUAUUUACGAGAACACGUCGGACGACCGGAUGAGACGCAAUGACGGUAGGCAUGACGUCGUUUCGAGCUCUCUGGAGACGCCUACCCAUGUUAAGAACAAAGGGCUGGACUUUUUGGGGAGAGCCGAAAAUACCAUACGUGUGGUCAAUUCGCCGUCGGCAAUAGGGGCUGACUGCCCGGUCAAGAUCCCCGAACCUCUCAAUGUUCGCAAAGUGUCUCGAAACACCGGCGCUACUAAGCCGGCAGUGGCCCACCCCCCUCAGGACGCGCAGAGACGCGCAUCGUGUGGCUCGCAACAGAAGAUCCAGUUGACGGAUGGAAAUGGCAUCGACGCCGGCCCGCCCAAGAAAAGAAUCUCAUCCUGGUUCAAACGUAACUCGAAUGAGAAUGCUAGCGGAUCGAGCUUUGCAACUGUGACCGACAGCAGCGUCCAGUCUAAGGACACUCUCGUAGACUCGCAAGCCAGUCAGCCUAGCCGCCCGAUAUCGCAAACCACAGAAGAUACCUCGCUCCGGCAUGUGCAGAAAAAGAAGUCGUUCGGCUUCGCUUUUUGGAAGGGCGCCAAGGAUGAGGCAAAGAUGUCGCUUGCGGAUUCCGAUCCCGAUGAUAAUCGCAACCGCACUGAGAAGAUAACCAAGAAGCGGACGAGUAGAGAAGCCAGGAUCAUGAGUGGCACAUCGCACAGCGCCUGGUCCGAAAGUGACGGGGGCACCCGCAAGAUUGAAGUGCAGCAGAACUGGCUAGCGCGUCUUUUCCGCGUCAAGCCUGCGAUGCGACAUCUCUGCUUCAACAUCCUCAAACGGCGUGCUCGGCAGGAGGUGGCCAUCCUGCUUCGUGAGUGGCGUAAAUACGGGGUCAGGGAUGUCGAGGUCGACAAGGAGCGCAACAUCAUUUUUGCCCGCGUGGGCGCGAAAAACUACCUGAAAUUGAAGGAGGUGUCGUUUGCUGUCGAGUUGAUGACGGUCAUUGAGCACGGCAAGCGCAAUCAGCUCAGCAUCGCCCGCUUUACGCAGGAGAAGGGCGCGGCAAGCAGCUUCCACCGGGUCGUGGACGCCAUUAACUCGGCUUUCGGCGCUCGCACCCUGCUCGUCACUGAUAAGCGGAAGAUCAAUAUGAUGAUCAAGACGCUCAAUUCUUGAGGGCGACAACCAACCACCCUCGAUGUUUUUGUUCUGUAUGGGUCCAUUGCGACUUGGUUCGGACCCCGGAGCGACCCGGGGACACGAACAGUUUUCUAUAUAGUUUUUAUUGUUUAACUCGGCUCGGUUCUAAGUCGAGAGGCGACAUCAUCUGGUUGGCUCCUCGUUGACGGCCUUGGUUACCGACUCUGACGUUGGCUUGUCUCGGAAGAAGCCGUACAUGGAUCGGUUUAACUGGGAGGUCAAGUGGGGUACAGCAUGGGAGCGGGGAGGUGCGAAAUUAUUGGUGUGCGGAUUCGGUAAUGGUGUUGAGUUAGCAUGGUGUUGACCUACUCGUAUCUGAAAAGGGGCAGGGGAGCAGCAAUCCAGGGGUCAUUUUCAGGGGUUGUAAAUAUUUAUUGGGCGAGUUGCUGUCGCCGACGCAGGCAGCGGGGCGUUGUACUAAGUAUAAUUGAUAGUUAAAAUGGAAUUGCAUUGCAA
Molecule: messenger RNA, 4309 nt
Organism: Chaetomium fimeti
Lineage: Eukaryota; Fungi; Ascomycota; Sordariomycetes; Sordariales; Chaetomiaceae
Exons: 5
Coding region: 131-3829 (1232 amino acids)
Biological process (GO): intracellular signal transduction; protein phosphorylation
Cellular component (GO): cytoplasm
Molecular function (GO): ATP binding; protein serine/threonine kinase activity
Source: RefSeq, a predicted model, not a curated record